Messenger RNA from Pseudocercospora fijiensis CIRAD86, 751 nucleotides. RefSeq lists its product as uncharacterized. Lineage: Eukaryota; Fungi; Ascomycota; Dothideomycetes; Mycosphaerellales; Mycosphaerellaceae. Bases 462 to 716 code for a protein of 84 amino acids. The record is from RefSeq and is a predicted model, not a curated record. The transcript has a single exon.
GUAGCAUCGAAGCUGUUAUUAUUGCGCAACAACGAGAAGUCGGCUUCGUAGGAGAGAUCGCGCGGGCGCGCCUGUCAGACCUUUGAAGGACCAAGGCUCUCCUGAUCUGUGCGGAGGAACGAGAUGCACGCGGACAGCAUAUGGGCAUGAGAAUGUCCAGGGAAUGCUUCACGUCGAACUCAAUGAGGAGAGAAGACGCGAAAGCGGGCUUGAACCCGUUCAGCUGAGAUGCUGUCUCUUCUUCAUCCUCUGAUACUUCCCCUCUAAUCUCCAAUAUGACGACGCAAACAUCGAUACCAUCAGUAUUACUCGUCCUCCAAGGCGCUCUCAACACCACACUCGGACUCUAUGGCAUCCUACGACCAGCCGACUGGAUGACACGAGUAGCAGAGAAGUUCGGCGGCAGUAUACCUCCAGCUGUAGGCCACACAUUGAGGUAGAUCCUGAUGCGAGGAGUCUAGAUGGUUCUCUUCCCAGCUAAACGCAAGACCUACAGCCUACAGCUUUUGAACAUGGGCCUCUUCACGCUUCUCGCCGCCAGUCGACCGAGUUUACAUCGCCGAGUACUGAUUGCAAGAGCUUUUGUCCAUCUUCUGACGGGAUUUCUGUUCCUGAAAGAGAGUGUCGCGUUGAAAGAUACUGCUUGGAUUGAGAUUGGGUUUGGGGUGGGUAAUUUGGUUGCGCUUUUGUUUGGGAGAGGCAGUGGGUUGCGGUGAAAGAGAUCGUCUACGAUAAUUAUGCGGCAGUGUCU